CAGUUAUAAGCGCAUCCACUUAUAGAAAUCGAAAGGAUAUCUCUCUGCUCUCUGCUCCCUCUCCCUCUCCGAUGGAUCCAAACCCUAAUAGCUUUCCGAUUCUCUCCUAUGUGAUGUCGAAGCUCCCGAGUAUCGGCCCCAAACAUGCGGCCGGUGCAGAAUUUGACGUCGAGAAGCCGCCGCCUGGUGCGUCGAUGUUGGGGGAACCACAAUUCGAUCUGGAGGAUCGGAUGCCGCGAUUGACGGACCCCGAGGUGAUCGAGGCUAUGCGGUCGGCGGUCUCUGAGGUGGCUCAGGCCCGCUCCGUGCUCCAAACCCUAGGGGACCGGCCGGACCAUGAGACUGUCGACGUCGCCAAGGCCAAGGUGGUCGAGAUUGACACGAAGCUCUCGAAGCAGCUCGAGGGGAUAGUGUUGUCGCCGCGGCCGACGGAGGCCGACCGGCUGGAGUGGAACUUGCGGCUCGCCGAGAAAGAGAAGAGUUGCCGGGAAACGGCGGAGAGGGAGAGGCAGCUGUACAGGGCGGUGAUUGCGUUGGAUGAAAUGCACGAGUCAUACGGGAGGAUGUUGAGAAAAGCCGAGGCUAAAUUGGAGAAGAUUUAUGAGGCGGCAUUGGCUGGCGGCCGUGUGGAGGAGGAGGUGGAGGAGGGAGAUCGGGUGGUGGAGGUGGAGCAAAAUGAGGAGGUGGUUGGGAUUUUGCAGCAGGCGUCCGGGAAGGGGUUAGAGAGGAUCGAUCUGUCGGGAAAGCGGCUGCGUUUGAUACCGGAGGCGUUUGGCCGGCUUCGCGGGCUGGGCGCGCUUAACCUGUCAUCUAACCAACUUGAGGCAAUUCCUGAUUCAAUUGGAGGCCUAGAAAAUCUCGAGGAGCUUAAUCUUGCUUCAAACCUUCUGGUUUCUUUGCCAGACUCCAUUGGAUUGCUGCUCAAAUUGAAGAUUCUAGAUGUUUCUGGAAAUAAGCUUGUUACCUUGCCUGACAGCAUUUGUAGGUGCAGGUCAUUGGUGGAGUUGGAUGCGGGCUUCAAUAGGCUGACUUAUCUGCCUACAAACAUCGGCUAUGAACUCAUGAACCUAAGAAAGCUUUCUAUCCAUUUGAACAAGAUCCGUACUCUUCCCUCUUCCAUAGGCGAGAUGAGAUCUUUGCAUACCCUGGACGUACAUUUCAAUGAGCUACGAGGCUUGCCAUUAGCUAUAGGGAGAUUGACCAACCUUGAGAUACUCAAUCUGAGCAGUAAUUUCAGCGAUCUAACAGAACUUCCUGACACAAUUGGUGAUUUAACCAAUUUGAAAGAACUUGACGUCAGCAACAACCAGAUCCACGCCCUCCCUGAUACAUUUGGCCGGCUUGAGAAUCUAACCAAGCUCAACUUGGAGGGAAACCCUCUUGUAAUUCCACCGAAGGAGGUUGUCAGUGAAGGGGUUGAAGCCAUUAAGGUUUUCAUGGCUAAGAGAUGGCUCGACAUAUUGGUGGAGGAAGAGAGGAAGAGCAUGCUUGAAAUGCAGGAGGAAACACAUAUCGGAUUGCUGACUCGCAGCACCUCCUGGUUGAAAAAUGUUGUUUCUGGUGUGUCUGGAACCGUUUCAGGAUACAUGGGGACACUUGGAAAAUCUCCCGUGGACCCUUGCCUUGAUCAGCAGCUAUGAUCUUAUCCUUCCUUUCCAUGGCACAUCCAUUUGAUGAAGAUUUUGUGAAACAAGUCGUCUAUUGUUGCCCCUUCCUUAUUUGACACUGCUUUAAGUUGUAUGAUCGAGUAGCAUCUUUGCAUAGCACUACCCAGAAUCCUCUGAAAUGUCCAAUGCAUUUUUGUACAUAACUAGAUGGUUAGGGACCCAACUAUGUUGUUUCCUUUUGAUUAUAAUUCCAUAUGACUGUAUUGGACGCAUGGAGGUUCCUUUUGCUUAUUUACGUGCAAUAAUAUAUGGGUAUUCAUAAUGUA
Molecule: messenger RNA, 1933 nt
Organism: Diospyros lotus (date-plum)
Lineage: Eukaryota; Viridiplantae; Streptophyta; Magnoliopsida; Ericales; Ebenaceae
Product: plant intracellular Ras-group-related LRR protein 9-like
Exons: 3
Coding region: 72-1640 (522 amino acids)
Molecular function (GO): protein binding
Source: RefSeq, a predicted model, not a curated record